Messenger RNA from Sphenostylis stenocarpa, 822 nucleotides. The record is from the annotation of a GenBank genome assembly. NCBI's taxonomy places the organism in Eukaryota, Viridiplantae, Streptophyta, Magnoliopsida, Fabales, Fabaceae.
AUGGCAAGCUCAAGCUCUGCGCUCAACAGAAGAUUGGAAGGGAAAGUUGCAGUGAUAACAGGAGGAGCUAGUGGAAUUGGGAAACGCACUGCAGAAAAGUUCGCCGAGCACGGAGCCAAAGUAGUGAUCGCUGACAUCCAAGACGAACUGGGACAUUCCGUGGCUGAGUCCAUAGGGCCAUCAACGUGUUGUUAUGUCCAUUGCGAUGUGACUGAUGAAAACCAGGUCAAAAAUGCUGUCCACAAAGCCGUGGAAACUUAUGGCAAGCUAGACAUCAUGUUCAACAACGCCGGCAUAGUUGAUCCCAACAAACAUCGAAUCAUCGAUAACGAUAAGGAAGAUUUUGAACGUGUACUCAGCGUCAAUGUCACGGGUGUUUUCCUUGGGAUCAAGCAUGCGGCACAGGCGAUGAUCCCAGCACGUAGUGGCAGCAUUAUCUCAACAGCGAGCAUAAGCUCUUACGUUGGUGGUGCAGCCUCGCAUGCGUAUUGUUGUGCUAAGCAUGCGGUGGUUGGUCUAACUAAAAAUGCAGCGGUUGAGCUUGGACAGUUCGGAAUCAGGGUCAAUUGUUUGUCACCUUACGCUCUUGCGACUCCCUUGGCCACCAAGUUUGUUGAAGCUGAUGAUGAAGGGCUUGAGACUAUCAUGAACUCAUUGGCCAAUCUCAAGGGUGUCACCCUCAAAGCUGAUGAUGUGGCCAAUGCAGCACUUUAUUUCGCUACUGAUGAUUCAAGGUAUGUGAGUGGCCAUAAUUUGCUCAUAGAUGGAGGCUUCAGCAUUGUUAAUCCUUCCUUUCACAUGUUUCAGUACCCUGAAUCUUGA